AUGCACUAUUAUGGGGAGCGGUAUAAACACCUGUGCCUGCCAGGCUCGGGCUACAUCACCGAGAGCCUCCAGGUGUGCGUGCCCCAGGCCGACGUGUGCAGCACCACGUGCCACCCGCUGAGUGUGACCAAGAGCCCCAUGCCCAGGUGGCCGAGCUACGUGCAGCCCUUCACCAUCCUAUGCCCACAGCCGAGCAUGGCCCUGCCACCCCUGCUGUGCCACCAGCCCUACGUGCAGCAGUGCGUCCUGCUGGGCCCAGAGGCUUGCGAGACCUCUCCCCUUCUGCCCUGUGCCAUGUCCAGUGAGCAGCCGGGUGCUGCGCAGAGCCUCCAGCCCUGUGAGACUUGCUGCACCGAGAAAAAGCGCGUGGCCAAGAGCCUGCCGCCGUGUGCACCCAGGUGCCCGGAGCCGGGCAAGCUCAGGUUCCCACCGUGUGGGAUCAAGUACUCGUCCUCGUGCAAGAACGAAUGCACGGCGCAGGGGGGGUCCAAGCGCUGCUCGCUGCCGGCGAUGCCCGCCCAGCAGAAAGGCUUGAUGACCCCGCGUGCCACCAAGUCUGGGUGCCCCCAUGCGUCCCGGCAUCACGCCAGCGGAAGGAAAGGUUCAAGCCAUGCCAAGAAGAGUCGCUGUGCUGCAAAAUGGCUCUGGUGA
Messenger RNA from Struthio camelus australis, 651 nucleotides. NCBI's taxonomy places the organism in Eukaryota, Metazoa, Chordata, Aves, Struthioniformes, Struthionidae. The record is from RefSeq and is a predicted model, not a curated record.